AUGAGUUCAUCAUCCCAGCACAGCAGCACCAACAAUGCAUUCAUCACCCUCUUGACCUCUGACCAUUAUCUGCCAGGCGCUCUCAUCCUGGCAGAAUCGCUUCGCCUCACUCAUGGUCUACCCAAGAGAGGCAAAGCCAGAGUAAACGCUCCUACCCGCAACGGCUCAAAUGCAAAUUUCCAGAUCGUUGCGCUCAUAACACCAGAUACUCUAUCGGUCCAGUCGAUAAAGGCGUUGCGGCGCAGUGGUCUGUUUGACUGGAUCGUCGGCGUUGAGCCGAUCGGGUUCCGGCAGAUCUUGGCUUCUUCUUCCUCUUCUUCUUCAGCACCAGCGCAACUUUCAGCUGGCACCAGUACAGCUACCGAGUCAAGGCCAUUGUUUCCUCCGAUGCUCGACUCGGAGCUCAAUACCAAAAUCAUGGAGAUGGAGAAGAAUCUCGUACUGCUCGGUCGACCUGAUCUCACCAAUACCUUGACAAAACUGCAUGCUUGGAGACUGGGUCGCGAUUCUACUCACCUUGUUACCCAAGGUGCCUCUUCCGGGCUUGAUGGCUCCAGCCCAACAUGGCAAGGCUUUGACAAGCUCGUCUUCCUCGAUGCAGACACCUUGGUGCUUCGUCCUAUCGACCAUCUCUUCGAUUUUGGUCCUCAAGUCAAGUUUGCCGCUGCACCCGACACUGGCUGGCCGGAUGCGUUCAACAGUGGAGUCAUGAUGCUCACACCUUCUAGCGACACUUUUGAAGCCAUUCGAUCUUUCGCUCGCAGCACUAGCUCGUGGGAUGGUGCGGAUCAAGGGUUGCUCAACGACUUUUUUGGACCUGAAGAUGGAUCUGGAGACUUGCCUGACGAUGCACUUUCGCAAUCAGCUCCAGGUGGAGGAUGGAAGAGGUUGAGUUUCCGCUACAAUGUUACCAGUCACGGUGGCUACACCUUCGCACCAGCAUACCAACGCUAUGGAAAGUCGAUCAACAUUGUCCAUUUCAUCGGUCAACACAAGCCUUGGAACCGAUCAAGACCAACCGGUAACGCUCAGCCCAAUCCUCUAGUCGGACCUCGCGACCUCGACAGUCAAUCCAUCACCCCUGAUCAACCCGACUAUCUGCUGGCGUUGUGGCACAGCGCUUUCGCCUCGCUCUAUCCUACCUCAGGAUCUGCUUCGCCAGAUAGCGAGAUCGAGAUUGUUCACACAGAGCGUGGUGUCGAGGUGGUGGAGCUUCCGAGGUUCACCUUGCCUACCUACCAUGCUGUGUGGGACGCAGAGGCGCGCGAAGAGGGUGCUCCAGGAUAUGCAGGCGAAGGCGGCUAUGCAGCAGGUGCAUAUGGACGAGGACAACACCCACCGGCAUGGGAAGCAUCUUAUGCCAGUUUGCCACUUGAUGGACGAAGCUCCCUUAUCGCUCCCUCACCCGAGGUCGCACGCACACCUUCCCCUCCUACGCCUACACGAGAGUCGAUUGAUGCUGAGGCGCGAUCCAGUGGAGCCGCUGCAGCCGCUGCUCCCAUCCCUAUUCCAGGUCGUGCAGCCAACAAGAAAGGCAGUGAUGACAGCGACAACAACUCACCCGAGCACUUCUCACCUCCCAAGCUGUCAUGGAACCCCGCAUACGAACCACCACCCACAGGUCCUGACGCGUCUCUCUACCAGAUGCGCAACCCAAUCGAUGCCUUCUAUUCGAACGUCUGGGAUGCUCGCCAAAAGACGCCACGCACCCUCGCUGAACAGAAAGCUGCAUUCUUCGUGCCCCAACAAUCACCCAACAAGCAAAAAGGCGGUCGACCACAAGGCGGACCUGGUUACAUCCCUGCUCAGCUCCGACGCGAUCAUGUGUUCGACAAUUUGGGCUCUGCGAAGCCUGACCCAAGCAAAGUCAAGCCGAUCUUCCCCUGGGAGAGGCAGCAGCAGACAGGAGGUGCGCCUAGUCGUGUAUUCCCCGAUGAACCACGUCGACGUUCCUCACCUCCGCAGCAAGCGGAUUCCGCUCAGACAACACCUAAGCUGGGUAGCGAUGAACAGAACCGAGUAGGUCCAGCAACAGCAGCCGCUGCUGCAGCACAGCAUUCGAGAGGGUUACCUGCUAACCUAGCUUUUGUGAACGCAUGGGAUCGGGAUGGAGUGAUCGGAAACUUUGCCAGCCUUUGGAAUCGUCGGUCGCAACCAUCUCCUUCGCCUGAGGGAAGGCGGUCUCGUGCUGUUGCUGAGCAGGAGCGUGCUGGCUCUCGCGAAUCUAGUUCGACAAGACAAGCACGGUCGGGCGCAAGCCGGCAAGGUUCGCCGUCGAAUACGUUUCGACCGGCUCCUCUCAAUCUUGGAGGUGAACAAAGGUCGAGUUUGGUAGUGGAAGAGGAUGGGCGCGAGGGCGAAGCGUCGGAUUCCCGGGAUGGUGAUGAUGAAUCCUCCGAUGAUGACGAGUCUUCCGAUAAGGAUAACGAGAACGAACAGCCUACUCAGUCGACAGCCAGCACGCCCAGUACAGCGAGACGCAGUACUCCUUCCCCCACCAUCUCUCGUUCUGGGUCGAACCGAACUCGCGAAGGACCCGGGAAAGGGUACAUGCGGAAAGCCGAGUCCUCAAUGUAUGCUCAGAUGCGUUCCCCCCGCAUGACCUCGCGCGUUUUAUCGUAUACCAGUACGGCCACUGAAGGCGAAGGUACCCGAAGUGGUGGCGCUGGUAAUGGUGGUGGUGGCGGUGGGAAAUUCAGCCCCAGCAGCAGUGCCUCCAACUCCACCGUCACAGGCGAAGCAAGACAACGCGCACGAGACCGCAUUCGCCCUGAUGGCUGGAUCUCUUCCAGUUCGGGAUCCGGAAUGAGUUCUCCACCCAAAACCCGUGAAAUGACCGCUUCCACCCUCCGCGGAAUUCCCGGUGUUAGACCAGCACCUCCUAUCCCCGCCUCCUCUUAUCCCGGAAUGGGAACCAGAAGAUGGGGUGAGAACUCGAGCAAUGAAUCGCAGUCCGGCGAGAGCGGGGCUAACUCCCCUACAGCUUUGCUAAGUCCGAGUUUGGGGGUGAGUUUCAGCGCCAUGCCGAACGGCUCCAGGGGUGUAGGAGGGAUGCGGAUGAGAGGAGCGGUACCAGUACCACCGAGUUUGGACGAACCGUUCAGUAGUAGCCCCAUGAAUAGUAGGGGAGAGUUGACGCAACAAUUGAGGACUCAUCAACAGGCUCAGCUUGCUCAAUAUAAUCCCAACUUGGAAGGAAGAAGUGGACGUUCGAAUCGACCUGCAUAA
Messenger RNA from Ustilago hordei, 3228 nucleotides. RefSeq lists its product as uncharacterized. NCBI's taxonomy places the organism in Eukaryota, Fungi, Basidiomycota, Ustilaginomycetes, Ustilaginales, Ustilaginaceae. Gene Ontology annotation, molecular function: glycosyltransferase activity. The transcript has a single exon. Bases 1 to 3228 code for a protein of 1075 amino acids. Gene Ontology annotation, cellular component: cytoplasm. The record is from RefSeq and is a predicted model, not a curated record.